Molecule: messenger RNA, 4284 nt
Organism: Larimichthys crocea (large yellow croaker)
Lineage: Eukaryota; Metazoa; Chordata; Actinopteri; Sciaenidae
Gene: prrg1
Product: proline rich Gla (G-carboxyglutamic acid) 1
Exons: 4
Coding region: 127-762 (211 amino acids)
Cellular component (GO): extracellular region
Molecular function (GO): calcium ion binding
Source: RefSeq, a predicted model, not a curated record
CGCUGUGCGCAUGCGCACCGUGCAUAGCAACACUUUAAGGGGCAGCAGGAGACGACGAGGGAUCGUUUAUGCGCAUUUUGGGGACGAGAAAAGAUAAAGCAGCUUAAACAGAAACAGGCAGGAAUCAUGGGGAGCGUGUUCCUGCCGGCAGACGCGGCCCACUCAGUGCUGCGACGGCUGCGCAGGGCCAACUUCUUGCUGGAGGAGAUGAAGCAGGGCAACAUCCAGCGGGAGUGCCGCGAGGAGAUCUGCACAUACGAGGAGGCCCGCGAGGCUUUUGAGAACGAUGAGAAGACGAAACGUUUUUGGGAAGAAUAUGUGCAGGAGAGCAGUCCAUCUGGAGGGCUGGAGACCGUGGUUGGAGGAGUCCACUCUCUGUACUUGAUCGUGCCAUUGCUACUGGUUGUGUUCAUCAUUGCCGCCGUUGCCAUCACCGUGUGGCGAUGCCAAUCCCGCAAGCGCUCGCAGCGCAGCCCCAGCCUGGGACACUCGCAUCACGACCACGUCCUGUCAGUGGUCUCUAUGGACCAUUGGAGCAGGGAUUACCACCACGGUGACCAAUCUGAACUCAGCGUCCACAGCAGCCCAGCUUAUCCAGGCUCAGAGCUCACAUCAGGGAGAGGAAGCGCUGGAGACCCGCCACCAUCUUAUGAAGAGGCUGUGGGCCAUACAGACGUCCAAAUAGAGACGGAGCCACCUCCACAGUACGAGGAUAUAGUCAACACCAGCUCUUCUAGUGUCAACGGUGGCCAUGGGAAGUAAACCUGUCUCUCACUACCACCCCAACAAACCCCCCUAACUUACACUAAGACCAUCUUAUCAUCUAGCAGUGCCACUGUUGUGGUAUCACCAGCCUUCCCUAUUCAACACGUACAGAAACACUAUUAACUGUCUGGUCAAUGGACUAAUGCAAUCUUUGCCGGAGCCAGUGCUGUUGAAAUUUGCACUAACCCUUUCAUCAAUGAGGUGAAGUGAUAGUAGGAAGGAGCAAAUGAUAUUGCAAUACCAAAACCAACCAACACCUCUGCUGAUCGUCCUCAAGUUGCAUCUAUGCUGUCACACUGUAGCAAACCAUUCAACUCAGAAGGCAUAACAAAUGAUGCAUGUGGCGUGAAGGAAAAAAAAAGAAUGGGUUCUUAUUGCCAUAAUGAAGGACAACUAUUCUAAAAGUGUAUAUGGGGUUGGACCGAUGCUUUGUCAAAGGUUAGUGCCAAUUUUUUUUUUAAUUUAAGCGGUCAGUAGUGGAUAUUAUCUAUUUUUUCAUUCCUUUUACAUUUCAUGUCUUUUUGGUCAAAAAUAGGUAUUUAUUGUUUCUGCCUGGAAUUUUGUGUCUUUUGCUUUGAAACAUUCAGAAACAGCAUUUGCAGUAGACCACAAAACCAUUCCAUUGAAACAUGGACAAAUUAAAGUUGCAUUAAAAGGUUUUUAAAAGGGAGCAAUAAUAACCAAACAUUUUUUAAAGGCUUAUCUAUAAGAACACAACAAUUUAUUCACACAGCCAGCUGACAGAGAGUUAACACAGUCAUCUCACUGGAGUUUCAUCCAUCUGUUGAGCCCAAUAUUUACAUCAGCUGUUUUGGUUGAUCAACUCCUGAGAGAAAUAUCUGGGUCUGUAGCUUGUUAAAAUGUCUUCACUAAUGGCUUGUUUACUUCGGUUCAUUGCAGGUUUGUGUUGAGAAAGUAUAUGAUGUUUGGCUUGUGUGGGCUUGUUAAAGGGACAUUAUGUAAGAUUUGGCAUGUUUUGCAAAUCGGAAGUUAUAGCCUAAAAACCUUGGCAGACUGGCAAACAUCAGCUACAGGUAGCAGUUAUUUAGACACAAGUAAAGCUAUCUGCCCAUCGUGAAUGCUCUGUGAAUCACAGAGUUGAGGUGGAGCACCCGGAGGACAUCACAGAAAACCAGAAAACAUUUUUUAUGGUCCAGUUUCAUCAAAAUCAGUGACACAGUUGGUUGUGUGUGUGAUGUAGUGCCAUAAAGCGGUAUGCACUUUUCACAGGAGAUGGUACCUGUUCAACCAGAGUUGAAAGAGAGAGGCACCAUUCAUCCUAUUACAAAGCCCAGUCCUACCCAAGUGUAUAAUCACCUAAAAAUUAGAAUCUUUAUAUUUUUGUUAUCUAAGAAUGAGCCUUUAUCUACAGACACUGUGAUACUCUUCCACAGAGUCUGCCAUGUUGAACUGCCAUGUUUCUACAGUAGCCCAGAAUGGACAAACUGAACACUGGUUCUAGACAUGGCCUCGGAGAACAUUUAAUACAUGAUCAGGCAACAGAACCAAAACAAUUUGUCCACACUGAUGGAGCCGCUGUGCUGUUCAUUCUCUGUAGGUUCGGCACUAUAAGCGGCCCUUCCACAUCACAUCAGUUAUUUGAUUUAUUGUUGAUAUCAAAAAUAUGACUUAAUGCAGGUUUAAUAGUCAAGUUGCCAAAUGAAUGCAUCGGUCCAACUUCAGUUUACACUUGUGAAUGUUUUAAAUUUCAAUCCGUUAUAAAAGGGGUGCUGAACUGUGUUUUGUGUAUGUGUGUCUCAUGUACGUAUAUUUUGGUAAUGCAUGUAGCUUGGUCUGUACACCUGAGGUUGGAUCUGGCUCUGCACUGUUUGUUGAUGGUCAGCGCUUUGCUGGCCCAUGUCCACCUCUGGGCCUGUUGACAGUUGCUCAGAGCCCGCUUUAACUGUGAAAAUCCUUCUCUAACCUUUUCCCCCUAAAGCAAAUGUAACCAUGUUGGAUAUGACUACAGACUUCUGCUGUGCCACUUUCACUAAUAGUACACUGAGGAUUCUUCAAAUAGAUUUGCAGCUACACCAUAAAUGUUGUGGAGUGACUUGCACAGGAAUGUAGGACAGAACCCAAUAGAAACAGCAGCGGCAAGAAGUUCUGUAUUUAACGCCACUAUGGACAUGUUUAGCAUGUGUAUUGUACCUGUGUAUAUAAAUAUAUAUAGUCUGUAAGCGUGAAAGUAAGUUACAGUGAGAUUGUUUUUACUGCAUAGGAAUGCAGUGGUUGCAUUGAUUUCUAGUGUAACUAUUAUACAGUAAGUUGUGAAGAAAUGAAGGCACUUUGUGUUUAAGCUCAAAAUGAGCUGUUCAAUGGAAACUAGGACAGGUCUGGUUUGAUGAAUUCAGCGUCACUCUCAGCCAUAACGAUGUCACUGUAAAAGUGCUCAUACUCUAUAUGCAAUGUUGCUGCAUACACUAAAAACCAAAUAUAUCUGUCUAAUGUUCAGUUACUGAUAAAUGUCACAUUUCCUGUCGACACCUCACAGACUUUGAGCACUGACUAUAAAUCUUUUUUUUUUUUUUUUUUUGUGAGUUGACCUGUGAACCUCAGCACUUGCUAUGACCUUGAAAUGAGUUGUGCUGGUCGGGGUAGCCAUUUUGGUUAGGUCAGUUGUUGUACUGUUACUUGCAGAGCCCUUUUUUUACAAUGCCUUAUCAAACAAAAUGUUAUAUAACAUUAAAUGCAAGGAGACUUGUUAUAAAUCCUUUAUGUGCAGAAGCUUGAAUUAAUUUGUAAUAAAACAUUAAAAAUGUGUGAUAUGUUAGUUUCAUUCAGUGUCUUGUGAAUGUAGUCUGGAGGGUACAAAUGUUUAUUUUUGUGGGCGUUUUUAAAUGAUAAAGAGCCUUUUUAUUUUACAAACAUACAUCGCAAAACUUUGUUCAGUCUCACUAAUGAACGGAAAAUAUUCAAAAGGAUAAUUACAGGUAAAUGUGUAAACAAAUAGUUGUGAAUAAAACCAUAAAAAUAAAGUGUUGGAUAUAAGUGCUAAAAGAAAAAGUGAAAAUGUGAUUCAGAGCGAAAAAAGAUUCAAAGUUUAGUUUUGUGCAAUAUUAGGGUCAAUAGUACAGAAAAAAUCUAUAAGCUUUUUUUUACAUUUCAAAUUACAUUUUGUUUUUCAAAUUCUUUCUUUAGUGAGCCACCUGGCCUGUGAUUCACUUUCAUACUGUCUGUGGAAAAUAUAAAAAGUAUUGUUCAUGCUGCUCAAACAAACUAAAAAGUGACUCAUUAACCAUGAACGAAGGACAAACCAGGUUAACGGGGCUCAAGAGGGAUCAGUCCAUUUAUAUUGUUUAGCUUUGAUAGUUAAAAAUAUUCCAUUGUUGUGAGCAGAUGCACUGAAACAUCAAAAACAGAUUUAUUAACAUUUGAUAACAGUGGUAGCACACGCAUACAGUGGCUCAGUUUGUUCCUCUUUUUACUUUCAGUGCUUUGUUUAAAAAAAGAGGAGAGGAGAGCUUUGACAGCUUCAAGUAGAGCAAUCCCCAUUUAGCCCAGGCAUGGAAAAAAAAA